AUGAACAGGAUUCCCGUUUUCGAGGUGAUCGACCAGCGACCGUUGGCCGAUAACGAGUCACCGCCGCCGUCUUCCGUAUUCCGGCCACUUCCCGGCGACGAGUGCUCCAUCGCGUUGACGGACAUACGGCUGCAGAUCCCGGCGGCCGACUGCAGCCUGUCCGCGUGGUUCCGCGGUGACACGGACCGCGAUCUGGCGUUUGUGCUCGGCGAAGCGGACUGUACGGUGGACAGGGGUCUGGAGGCGGUAGUGGCCGACAUGCGGCCGGGCGAGCUCCGAGAGUUUUGCGUGGGCGACGGGCACGGCGGUCGGAUCACCGGGCGCGUUCGUUUGUCGGCCGUGCGGAAGGCAGCCGGCGGCGCGAGCUGGCGCGGCGACGACAGGCUGAAGCUGACAGAAGCGGCCCGACAAAAGGACGCGGGCAACCGGCUAUACGGACAGGGCCGGUUCGCAGACGCGUUCCACCGGUUCAACCGGGCGGCCAGGGCGGUGCUGUUCGUCCGGGACUUGGACGCUGUGCGAACAGACCGGGACGCCAUGUACGUGGCCGUGUGCAACAACAUGGCCGCUUGCCAGCUACAGCUGGGCAACUACGAACACGCCCGCCAGCUGUCCGGCAAGGCGCUCGCCGUAGACCCGAGCAACGUCAAGGCACUGGUGCGCCGGUGCCGGGCGGCUGCCGAGCUCCGCAUGUUCGACGGUGCCCUGGUCGACGCCGUUCGCGCAUUGGACAUCGAACCGGGCAACGCGGUUGCCGAGCGAUACCGGGACGUGGCCGCGCGCGGCGUGGAUGCCCAGAACGCUCGUUACGGCGACAUGGUCAAGAAGAUGUUCGCCUGA
Rhopalosiphum maidis (corn leaf aphid) is the source of this 840-nucleotide messenger RNA. RefSeq names its product 70 kDa peptidyl-prolyl isomerase-like. Lineage: Eukaryota; Metazoa; Arthropoda; Insecta; Hemiptera; Aphididae. The transcript has a single exon. The record is from RefSeq and is a predicted model, not a curated record. Gene Ontology annotation, molecular function: protein binding. The coding region runs from base 1 to 840 and encodes 279 amino acids.